Molecule: messenger RNA, 603 nt
Organism: Aspergillus eucalypticola CBS 122712
Lineage: Eukaryota; Fungi; Ascomycota; Eurotiomycetes; Eurotiales; Aspergillaceae
Exons: 6
Coding region: 1-603 (200 amino acids)
Source: RefSeq, a predicted model, not a curated record
AUGGCUUCUGGAAGAACCAAUUGUUCCACGAGCUCGACUACCAGCGAUGCAUUGCACCUCCAACAGACAGGACAUUCCACAGUGCUUCUUGGGCUGCCAGAAAGAUCGUCCUUCAAGUGUCAACACAGCAUGGCCAAGAGUAUAACAGCCGACCUGCAGGGGCAUGGCAAGAGUGGGGGAGCCACCAUAUUGCCAAGGCGGACAGGGAUCCACGGCACUCAGUCGAAGCAUCAUAGGAGGCGAAGGUUGAACCUGAUGGCUAGGGGAGCAGAUGAAUUUUACCCGUUUCGAAGGGUUGGGGUCCGGAAAUUCCCCGAGAGUGCGGACGUGCCCAUUGCCAGCAUUUGUCACCGCAGAAUCGCUGCCACAUCAGGGACCACAGCCGCGACGGGUGCGGCAAAAGGAGUGGCCAAACGGGAGGAGGUCGAUGCUAAGCCCUGUUCGGACCGAGGAUUAGGUACGGGAAACAGAGUCAGGAAGUCGGGAGGCAGUCCCAAAGACAAGGUUGGAGCUGGGAAAGUGGAACUCGAUGGACACCAUCCGGGCCAAUCAAGCGGGCAAAUGCAUUGUAGUGCGCAUCCAGGAAUCUUCAACGUGCGCUGA